Iphiclides podalirius (scarce swallowtail) is the source of this 546-nucleotide messenger RNA. The record is from the annotation of a GenBank genome assembly. Lineage: Eukaryota; Metazoa; Arthropoda; Insecta; Lepidoptera; Papilionidae.
AUGGCCUGGGUGUGCGAGAGAGACGCCAGAUUAAUAUUCAGUUGGUCAGCUCACGAGGUGUGUCGAUACGAGGACGCCUACCUUAAAUAUAGCGUGAGACGAAUGGGACAGCUGACGCAUGGUUGUCUUGACGCCGUUGGCUCGCCGAGCCUGCUGCGUGACUGUCCCAUUCUGAGCGUGGACAGAGUUACAUAUCCUCGAUUGUUCGACGCGUCGCCGCCGGUGGACGCGUGGGCCCGCCGGCCGAGCGGCGCCGACGCAGGCGCCAUCCGACACGUUAUAAUUCGGGCGGGGGGCUAUUUCGGGCGAUUCACACGCGUUCCUCGCGCGUACAUACAAACCCCCCCUCCACCAUACAGUCGGAUCGUGAUGGAUGACGUGAAGCCUAAAGAACACGGCGAGAACACCGAGGACGCCAGGAGGACUGACCAUGAGCGGCUUCCCACGGGAUCGCUCGCCACUGACGGUGAAGGGCCAGAUUUAGAGGCCUGGAGGCCUCAGGGCAACAAAGUAGUGGAGGCCCCUUGGCCCCAAAUUAUUUUCUAU